Molecule: messenger RNA, 4346 nt
Organism: Pseudoliparis swirei
Lineage: Eukaryota; Metazoa; Chordata; Actinopteri; Perciformes; Liparidae
Gene: tmem117
Product: transmembrane protein 117
Exons: 8
Coding region: 511-2076 (521 amino acids)
Biological process (GO): intrinsic apoptotic signaling pathway in response to endoplasmic reticulum stress
Source: RefSeq, a predicted model, not a curated record
UCAAAAACGUGUCGUUUUACUUUUAUUUUGAAGGAUGAGAGCGGAAGUUGUUCGCGUGCACCGUCUCUGACUUGACGCUGGUGAAUAAUGCGUGUCGGCUACAUUGCGUUGCACAGAUGCUAUGCUUGCUGUGUGGAGCCAGCUAUCUCCAUACGCCCCGCAGCAGCAGCGUCCUGAGAACAGCCCAGAAAAGGCACCGUUCGGCGGGAACCCGCAGACGAGGCGCCCGCCCGCCUGGCUGAGCUUGCCCGCCCGGGCGCAUGGCCGCUCCAUCACAAUGGCAGAGGAUUUGGGGGUACCUCUGUUGUCCACCAACAACAGGUCGCGUGGAUAAUCCCCCUCCGGGACCCGCCCGCGUCAUCUCGUGUCUGUGAUGAUUUAGGAGCGUCGCCGUCGGCUUGAUGUGACGGGAGAGCCGCGCGGGACCGGGGCGGCUUCUCGUCCCCUGGCUGUCGACCGAGAGCAAUCACGGCGUGGAGCAGGUGUAGUGUGGCUGAGGGGCUCAGCAGGAUGGAAAUAGAUGCCCGGUUCCGCUACUAUUUCCAGCACCCGUGGUCGCGUCUCAUCGUGGCCUACCUCGUCACCUUCUUCAACUUCCUUCUCUUCGCCGAGGACCCCAUCUCCCACAGCCAGACGGAGGCCCACAUGAUCGUGUUGGGCAACUGCUUCUCCUUCCUGUUCAACAAGUACCCGGGCGGAGGAUGGAACGUCCUGAAAGUAAUCUGCUGGAUACUGGCCAUAAUCGUUGGCAUGAUAGCCGGGAAGUUUAUAUUCCACCGCCAGCUCUUUGGUCGAUACCUGCGCCUGAAAAUGUUCCGCGAGGAUCAUGGCUCCUGGAUGACCAUGUUCUUCAGCGCCAUCCUCUUCCUCUUCAUCUUCUCACACAUCUACAACCUUUUCCUGCUGAUGGCUGGGAGCAUGGAGCCUCACAUGGUGACGGACUACAUGGGCAUCAGGAACGAGAGCUUUAUGAAGAUCGCCGCGGUGGGGACGUGGAUGGGAGACUUUGUCACUGCCUGGAUGGUGACAGAUAUGAUGCUCCAGGAUCAGCACUACCCAGACUGGGGCAAAGCAGCCAGAAGGUUCUGGAAGCAAGGCAACAACAGGAUUGUUCUUUUCUGGACGGUGCUCAUCGCCCUGACGUCGGUGGUGGUUCUGGUCAUCAGUACUGACUGGAUCAGCUGGGACCACCUGAACCGCGGCUUCCUGCCCAGCGACGAGGUCUCCAGGGCCUUCCUGGCCUCCUUCAUCCUGGUCUUCGACCUCCUCAUUGUCAUGCAGGACUGGGAGUUCCCUCACUUCAUGGGUGACCUGGAUGUGAAUCUCCCAGGAAUGUCAACCGCGCAUAUCAAGGUCAAGCUUCCCGUCUGCACGAGCAUCUUUAAAGAGGAGUACCACGUCCACAUCACAGGCAAGUGGUUCAACUACGGCAUCAUCUUCCUCGUGCUGAUUUUGGACCUGAACAUGUGGAAGAACCAGAUCUUCUACCGGCCCUACGAGUACGGCCAGUACGUCGGGCCCGGCGAGAAGAUCUUCACGGUGGAGGAGCCGGAGACCCUCCGCUUCUUCAACCGCAGCACCCUCACCUACGAGUGGCGCUGCGACAACGUCAACCCCGACAGCAGCCUCCCCUACGUGGAGCGCGACAUGUUCCUCCACAGCCGCUACGUCGGCGGCCGCCUCGACGUCAAGUGCCUGGCCUUCAUCCCGAGCCUGGCGGCGUUCCUCCUCUUCGGGUUCUUCGUGUGGCUGUUCGGCCGCUUUCAGGACAGCGAGACGUUCCCGGAGAACCCCGACAAGACGUACGAGCGGAUCAAGAGGAAGUCGCCGUCGGAGCAUAGCAAGGAGAUGGGCGUGACGCCGGAGGAGGUGCACGUCGCCAUGAGCGACGGGCUGAGGCGGGAGGGCACGCCCAUGCUGCUCUCGGUGGACGGGGGGCUGCGCUUUGGGGCGACGCCCUCGACGCGCUCGACCGUUUCCACGGAAACCCAAGAGACGCGUCCGAGCGUCGCGAUCGACGGCGCCGAGCAGGAGGAGCCGGCCGUCUCUUUCGACGUCCGUGAGCUCUCCCCGUGACCUUGUGAACUCCCGAAACUUUUAAGUGGCGUAACUGUGGACAGGCCGACGGCGAGAGCUCGAGGAUCUCCGAGGACAACGAGAUGUCGCGUGAUCGCGGUUGCAUUUGUUCGAGUAUAUUUUUGUAAAAACGCUCUUUUAAAAAAAAAAAACGCCCUCUGAAAACGGCACUAAUUCUUAUAACGAAACAUCUUUUAAAGCCGAAUGCGGACUUUGAAUCGACAUGGUGCUCGCUCGGAUUUUUUGCAUUUUCAUAAUUCAAUUUUUGUCACGAGAAACGAUUGCGGUGCCUAAAUCAGAGGAGUAUUUCUAAACUCUCAACACUGCAGUCAAGUGGAUUGUAUUGCAUCACUGCUACACUAGUGCCUUGAUUAUGUCAUAUCUUCAGAUAUAGAUCGAAACAUUCAGUAUAUAUUACUAUAAGCAACACAAUGGAAGAUGUCCCAGUUACAGUCGACUAUAUUCAUGUGUUGUGUCUGCUUUCGUGUCACACAGACAAUUGUUACCUCUCUUGAUCCGAAGACUUUAUCAUUUUAAUUUAUUCUCGUGUGACGUUCCUCUGACUCUCACUUCUAAGUGAAAUGACACGAUAAUGAGCAUCACGGUACUUUGAUGACUUAUUCAUAGGCCAUCGCUUGAUAUUAGUUGCGGAGAUAAUAAAUGCAAUCAGCUCGGAUCAAAUGGCUAACCAAUAAGCCACUUAUGUGGCUGCUGCACCUGGACUGAAUACCAACAGUCAGAAAGGUGGUUUCGCCCUUGGUAUAAAAUAAAUAUGCCAUUAAAGUGCAGGGGAGGCUCCUGCUCCAAAGCUCAGGGCUUCUUCAUGUCUCGAUAAACCUUCACGGUUUUAGAAACAGGUCUGCAGUCGCGCUGGAUGCAUGAAAAAGUAUUUAUUUUGAAACAUUAUCCAAGUGUAAGAAAAAAGGGAAAAACCCUGAUGUUUAAACGCAACUGAAAUCUGCAGCAUUUAUUGGCUGGCUUUGAAAGUGUUCACUGCCAAAGACUCUUUAAAAUACGUACUUGUAUAUUUGAAGCUUGAGGUCCAAAACAGUAUAUGCUCUUUGUUCUGGUUUUCUGCGAAGUGCAAAUACUAACUCCAUUAUUACAAUACUAACUGCUCUGCUUUGUACACGUUUGGCACAUUGCAGUAGAAAUUGGACCAAUUAUACCAAAUAAUACAGUAUUUUGACUAGAUAUUUUGCUGCAUUAUAUGUUAUGCAAAUUUAACAGAGAUAUAUUCACAGAGUGGAGUGUUCUUGCAUCACUCUGCACUAUAAUGGACUGUAAGGUAUUAUAACUUCCUGGAAAAUGACUUCCCAAAAAACAACCGCAUACUUUGCUGCAUAACAACCUAAUUGUGAGUUUGUUCAACAAUAUGACAAGUGUAUGUAGCCUGGGGGCGUGCCACCAGAAUAUUUACAGACUUCUGCAGUGUUUAAUUACAACCGAUGAACAGAUUUGAAAUAAUUUCAUUCAAUUUGUUGGCAUUUAUAUCCGAAAGUAAAAUCAUAUUGAUUAAAAGAUCAACGUUUGCCAUUUAAUUAGUUUCUAUUCUGUCUUUAAAUUAUGUGAAAUAGUUUAUUGAUACAUCAUUUAAAUGUUCCUGUAAUUCAUUAAUGAAUAAUAUAUACAUUACAAAUGUUUUUCAUGUGUUAAUUUAUUUUUUAAAUAUAAAUCUACACCCCGGACUCUUUAUAGGGAUUCCCUGUGCGUUUGCGUGUGUGUGUGUGUGUGUGUGUGUGUGUGUGUGUGUGUGCACACAUUGUGGAAGCAGAGGUGUCUAUAUGUGUCUGCAAAGGAUGUUUUAUACGUAAUAGUGCAUGUUGAGUGCGUGAGUGUGUGCAUGUGUGCACUGGCGGCUGGCGAAGUGCGUAGAUGUACUACUACACUUGUUUUUGACAAAGGCCAUUCUGUGAAGAGGUCCAUUUAUUUCGCAUAAUUAGGUUCUGUAAUUAUCCUUUUAUACAUCACAGCUCCAGGAGGACUUUCGAUUUCAGUGUCUCACCAAAGGGCAGAACCUCUCUGGAUUUAAGGAGGGUCUAAUCUGUGUGUAAUGCAAUGUGUUUGGCUUAACAGUGAGGGUUUCCUGUGUUGUUGUUCAUGCUGUUUUCAUUGAAUUACGUUGCAAAAACUGACCCCUCAGUUCCCGUGUGUUUGUGCUUUCUUUCCUUCAGGCGCAGGAAGUCUCCUUUCGAUGUUUGCUCAGUGUGCUGUGUGUGUCUGUUGAACCUUGUGUUUCCAAUAAAUCAAUACAUUUGUUAUAAUCUUUA